AUGACGCAGACGGAUUCGUCGACGCUGACGUUGAAGACCAAGUCCAGCUCUUCGGUGGCAACGUUCAUCCACCUGAGUACUACCGGGAAGCCGUUGAGAAAUUCAACGAGACCGCCUACGAAGCUCAAGACUAUAGCGACGGUAGUCUACUGCUCCUCGAUGCCUGCGACGCACAAUGGCGCCAGUACUAAGGUCGGUAAGGAUGGCAGGAAAAGGCGAGGAACGAGGAAGAGCAGCUCUUUGAGCACAUACUGGAAAGUCUUCCGACUCGUCUUCGAGAGAGCCACUGGAGACAAACUCGAGCCGAAACUAAAUCGGCGUAUGCACAAGGUUCUCCGAGACCUCUCCAAAAAACAUGACUUGAGCGACCAGAGGCGAGCGAAUCGAUGCAUGACGAUCGAAGAUCUCAAGGAGCAAAUCGAAACGACAAUUAGCACGACAAAAAAUCCAUAUUUUGAUUCGCUUCACCUUGGCCUUCACGAAAACGUACCUCGGUAUCAAAGAUGCGAAAACAUUUCCUCUUCCAGAGACCUUGGCCGACCCUUCCUUGCUACUCAAUCCUCACAUCUUCCUGCUAGGCAUUCUUUCCGCCAUCGCGCGUUCCGAGCAACAAGUCUCAAUUCACCCGCACAGCUUGCCAAUCUUGAUAUCCACCCUGAGGAGCGGGAGCUACCUCUGCCGCUCAAGGACGAUCUAAAAGACACAUAUAUAUUCCGACGGGCUAUGAAAACCUUUACCGGCUAUGAGCUAUCCCAGGACAAGCCUCUUUCUUACCAGAUGAUUGCACAAUGGAUCAGAAGGGUUGGCGAAAUAUUGGGGUUGGAAUACCCCACCAUCCCCUACAACUUGCGUUAUAAUGCGGCCAAUGAGUUCGAUCGAAGUGCUUCAGCCGAUAUCAGCGAGUCGCUGCGAAAUCUUGCUCUAGAUCACGCCAAUUCGAAUCCCUUUCAGAAGCACUACCUGGGACGGGAGAGCAAGACCUUCGGCAUCAUCGCCCAGGUUCAAAGAAGCACAUGGAACUCCGCCGUCGACUGA
Messenger RNA from Hirsutella rhossiliensis, 1035 nucleotides. RefSeq names its product C2H2 finger domain-containing protein. Lineage: Eukaryota; Fungi; Ascomycota; Sordariomycetes; Hypocreales; Ophiocordycipitaceae. The record is from RefSeq and is a predicted model, not a curated record. The coding region runs from base 1 to 1035 and encodes 344 amino acids. The transcript has 7 exons.